This is a messenger RNA of Pipistrellus kuhlii (Kuhl's pipistrelle), 3373 nucleotides long. It is a transcript of the gene RASL11A, whose product is annotated as RAS like family 11 member A. The coding region runs from base 2393 to 3121 and encodes 242 amino acids. Gene Ontology annotation, molecular function: GTP binding; GTPase activity. The transcript has 4 exons. NCBI's taxonomy places the organism in Eukaryota, Metazoa, Chordata, Mammalia, Chiroptera, Vespertilionidae. The record is from RefSeq and is a predicted model, not a curated record.
CACAAUAAGAAAAUACAAAGAGAGGCCCUCCCUCCCUGUUUGAAUGAGGACUUAAUGUUUGGGGAAGCAGGAGCCAUUUUGUAUCCAAGAAGGAAAGGCCAAGACAAUCUGAGAGACAAACCAGACCCCUAUCACUGAACUCAAGGACCCCUGGAAGCUAACAGUUUCAAAGUUUUGUAAAUAGUAACUCUAUGGGUGCCUUUUCCCCGGUAGGGAAGGAGGUGCCCUGCUUCAAGUCUUCCCAGUUAAACUGAAGUUUUAACAGAAGGAGAUUGCCUGUGAACAGCCAAAAGUCAGUACAACUGAAAUAUGGCAGUUCAUCCCAGUACAUUUCCUGGAACACUUGCUCCUGAGAACAGUUUACUCUCAAAAUUAAAGUACUGGGAUAAUGUUUACACACAUGAUUUCUGUCUUUUCCAGUUCAUACAGUGAAGACACCAUUUGUUCUUUUAGAAAGUCAAUCAGUGAACAAACAUUUAUUCAAAAGCUAGUAAGUCCCAGGUACUACUAUGUGCUUGAUACUAAAGACACAAGAUGGAGUCCCUGCCCUCCUGGAGACAAACAUGAAGCAAAUAUUCCACCAGGAAGUAGUGACACUUAAGUGUGCCCUGAGAGUAACUGGGAAAUAAGCCUAUGGAUGGUAGCAGUGGUCAGAGGAAGCUUCCCCAAGGGAGGAACAAGUAAACUAUUCAAGAUUAUUCAGAAUUUUUCAAUUGAAAAAUGAAGAAAGUAGGGGUGGAGAGGAGGAGACACCAAGAAAUGGAGGCAGUAGAAAUUAUGGAAGUUGGCAAUUGAUGUGGAAGUGAAAGUCAAGGAUGGGCUACAGGGUGAUGGAGCACAUUCAUUAGUGUGGUCAAUUGUAAAAAAAUGGAUCCAUUCUCUACCCCUCUGCAUUCCAGUGCCUCUGCAGCUCUCUCCACCGAGGAGUGGAGUGUUUUUCCCUACCUCUUGAAUUUGAGCUGGCGUUAUGACUUGCUUUGGCCAACAAAAGAGCAAAGGUGAUGGGUUCAUCUCUGAGACUAGGUCUCAUGAGGCCUUUUCCACUUCGUCACUCUCUUGAAACCUUUCUCAGCCACCAUGAGAAUAAGCCCUGGCUAGCCUGCUUGAUGAGCAGAGACAUGUGACUCAAUUACUGUCCCUCCCUUAUCACAGCUGACUGGCAGCCAGGUGCAGGAUAAUGCCAGUUCCUCAAGCCCUGUCAGCUCUGCAGAGGCAUGAGAGAGCCAGCCAAGAUCAGCUGGGACUGGUGUAGUGUAGGAUAACCACCCCAUUGAUCUUUAGACAUGUGAGCAAAUAUGAGGGGUCAUUGUUUUAAGCCAAUUGUAUUUGUGUUUUUUUUUUUUUUUUAAGGCAGCAAAAACUAGCUAAUUCAACCAGGAUAGAGGGAGGAGUGAGUAAAGGAAGGGUGUCUAAUAGGCAAUUGGACAUAAGAGGCUGGAAUGCAGGAGGCCAGAAGCAUAAGGUAAAACUCCCAAGGCUCUGCCUUGCCAGGGUGGGCCCAGAAACCCAUGACCAGGCCAUAUUUCUCUUUUGUGUUCUCUUGCACUCUCCACCUCACCCUAAACUCCACUUUACACCUGGAAGUCAGUACUGGAAUGAAUAGAGAAGCACUCGCAUGAUUCAAGUGCCUAGGUCCUGAGCCAGAGCUUCCAGCCCCCUAGCCCAUGGAAUGCAUAUGGGAGUGUUGAUGAGUCAAUGCCGCUAGUGCCAGCUGAGGAGCAAACAAGUAGUAAUGCCUCCAGGGGCCUUCACAGAUCUGCAGCCUGGUCACAGUGACUACCGUUCCCUUGUACUGCUACUAUGAGCUCUCUCCCAUCCCCUUUUCCCUAAUAUUGUCAUCCCUCAUCACCUUUUGAAAAUAAGAAGCAACGUUUGGCAGGAAUUUACCUCCCACUGUUGGCAGAAACAUCCUACUGAAAACAGUUUUCUCUCUUCCUUUCCUCCUCCAGCUCCUAACUCUGAUCUCAGGUUCCCUUCCUCGUCUAUUGACUCAGGAUGGCCUCUGCGGGCUGGAGGAGGCCACCGGGCUCAGGCUUAGGCCGGCGAGAGGCCGCCCCGCACUCUCGGGACAGUGCCUGCACUUCCAGCUUCUGGGCGCCCUGAGAUGCGCAGGUCCCCGAACCCAGAGCGUCAGGCGGCGGGGAGUGCGCCAGCCCGCAGCGUCGGCCUCCCGCUCCCGCCCGCCAACCCCGGGGGAGGGCGGGGCAGGGGAGGAGCCUGAGGCGGCGCUGCGCCCCGGAGCGGAGUCCUUUAAAAGCCGCGGGCGGUGGCGGGGACAGCGCGGCGGUGCGCCCGGCCCCGGUACCCGAGUCCCCGCGCUCCCGCUCGCCAGCCACCCCGCUGCGGCCGCGGCUCGCUGCGCGGCUUGUGCUUCGGCGGCCGGACGCGCUCCAUGCGGCCGCCCAGCAUGUCCGGGCACUUUCUGCUCGCGCCCAUCCCCGAGUCCUCCUCCGACUACCUCCUGCCCAGGGACAUCAAACUGGCCGUGCUGGGCGCCGGCCGCGUGGGCAAGAGCGCAAUGAUUGUGCGCUUCCUAACCAAGAGAUUCAUCGGCGAUUAUGAACCGAAUACAGGCAAGUUGUACUCACGGCUAGUGUGUGUCGAGGGCGACCAGCUGUCCCUGCAGAUCCAGGACACCCCCGGGGGAAUCCAGGUCCAAGACAACCUCAUGCAGGUGGUUGACUCCCUGUCCAAAUGCGUGCAGUGGGCAGAGGGCUUUCUGCUGGUCUAUUCCAUCACAGACUAUGACAGCUACCAGUCGAUCCGCCCCCUUUACCAGCACAUCCGGAAGGUCCACCCUGACUCAAAGGCCCCUAUCAUCAUCGUGGGCAACAAGGGGGACCUUCUGCAUGCCCGGCAGGUGCAGACUGAUGAUGGUGUUCAGCUAGCCAACGAGCUGGGCAGCCUGUUCCUUGAAAUUUCCACCAGUGAAAACUAUGAAGAUGUCUGUGAUGUGUUUCAGCAUCUCUGCAAAGAAGUGAGCAAGCUGCACAGCCUCGGCGGGGAGAGGAGAAGGGCCUCCAUCAUUCCUCGGCCACGCUCUCCCAACAUGCAAGACCUGAAGAGGCGCUUCAAGCAGGCUCUGUCUCCCAGGGUCAAAGCCCCUUCCGCACUGGGGUGAACCCGCCCCGGACAGACUACCUCCUUUUUAUUAUGCAUUUGUGCAGCUGAAAAGACUGGGGAGGAGGUCUCCUUUUUAAUCACACAUUCAGAGUUUAUUUUUAUACAAACUAUUGGUUUGCAAAUUGUAUGUGUAUUUCUGAAAAUUCAGUGAUUGCCUAGAACUUGAAGAGUUGUUUUUUUAAAUAAAACUUUUUUUUUUUUUACUGUAACUGCUAGCCACUCUUCCAUUAAAGGCAAAAUGGCAACAUUU